Messenger RNA from Vigna umbellata (rice bean), 730 nucleotides. The record is from RefSeq and is a predicted model, not a curated record. Lineage: Eukaryota; Viridiplantae; Streptophyta; Magnoliopsida; Fabales; Fabaceae.
ACACUGGCCACGGAAUCAUUCAACCAGUUCUCGUCUUCCAGCUCCAAUGGAGAGCCUGUGGCGCGCGGCGCUUGGCAUGUCGGAGAAUUCCACCAACUACGACGGCGUCGAGUUUUGGUCCAAUCCCGAGCGAACUGGAUGGCUCACCAAGCAGGGCGAGUACAUCAAGACCUGGCGCCGCCGUUGGUUCGUCCUUAAGCAGGGCAAACUCUUCUGGUUCAAGGACUCCGCCGUCACACGCACCUCUCGACCACGCGGUGUCAUCCCCGUCGCCACGUGCCUCACCGUCAAAGGCGCCGAAGACAUCCUCAACAAGCCCAACGCAUUUGAGCUUUCCACGCGCUCCGACACCAUGUACUUCAUCGCCGAUUCCGAGAAGGAGAAGGAGGACUGGAUCAACUCCAUCGGUCGCUCCAUCGUCCAGCACUCCAGAUCCGUCACUGAUUCCGAGAUCGUCGAUUAUGAUAACAACUCCGCCAAGCGCUGAUGACGUGCUCUGCUAUCCAAUUGCCUCUUUCGGUGAAUUCUCCUUUUCUUUGUCCGUUUUACUGUAUUUGUGUACAUUAUAAUUUAUUACAUCGACGCCGAUCGUGCUCGUUCUUGCGAGGAAACUCUGUUUAUGUACCUAAACUGCUAUGAAAUUGUAAUGUUUUUGGGUUUCGUGGAUAUGUCCAAUCUUUUCGAUGUAAUUGUAAUAGUACGGUGAAAACUUAUAACAAGUUAUGUAUUA